AUGUUAGAGCUGAUAACAUCUUCGAAAGCCCUAAGUUUGGAGUGCCUUGUUACAUUGAGGAUAAGAGAAUGUGAAAGGAUAAGAGUAGUUGCAAGUGACGGAGAUGAAACGUCAUACGAGAUUGUUUUCAUAGCGCUGAAACGUUUGGAGCUUCAUUGUUUACAAAGCCUCACGAGCUUUUGUUUAAGGAAUUACACCUUAAGGUUUCCCUCCUUGGAACAAGUUACUUUGAGCCAGUGCCCUAGAAUGAAGAACUUCAAUCAAGGAGAGCUAACCACACCAAAGCUGCAAAAAGUGCAAUUUACACAAACAGAUUUUAGGGGGCGUUGGGCUGGUGAUCUUAAUGCUACCGUGGAGCAAUUAUACCAAGAGCUGUUGUCAGAGUUUCCGGAGUUGGUAGACAUAUGGAGUAGAAAUCCUCAAGAAAUGUUGGAUUUUACAACUCUUGUAUUUCUGGAGAUUUGUGAUUCCAACAAUUUGAGAUACAUUUUUAACCUCUCAAUGACUUUUGGCUUGGGGCAACUCCAGCAAUUGGAAAUCAAGAGAUGCGGUAAUUUGGAACAAGUCAUCAAAGAAGAGGGUUCAAUUACAAUGGUUGAGGAAGUAGUAACAGAUAAUAGCAAGAUCAUUAGCAUAUUCCCUUGUCUACGAUUCAUUAUAGUGGAGUCUUGUCCAGUACGUGGCGUGCGGUGGGGCGCGGAGGGUUACGAAGGUGCCCUGGAGGUCAUACAUGGGAGCAACGGCACGCCUAGCAGCUAG
This is a messenger RNA of Gossypium arboreum, 759 nucleotides long. RefSeq lists its product as uncharacterized. The transcript is spliced from 3 exons. NCBI's taxonomy places the organism in Eukaryota, Viridiplantae, Streptophyta, Magnoliopsida, Malvales, Malvaceae. Bases 1 to 759 code for a protein of 252 amino acids. The record is from RefSeq and is a predicted model, not a curated record.